UAUGGUUUGCGCGGCGCUUGCCUACUUCCGGUUCAGACCUGUGGGAACUAUUUAUUCACCUCUAUUUUACAUUGAUACACCACUUUGUCCAGGUUUAUCCCAUAAAGUCCUAAUAAAAUAGACUGAAGUUUGUCAUAUGACUUCUAAAAGUCAUAUCUUUAUCUUAUUGUUGUCUUUAUCUUAUUUGUAAAUCAUUAUUUUGUUAUUUUUAGAUAAUGAUGUCUCUCCAACACCCCCUCCCCUUGUUUAAUCAAAGUCCCUUUCUGUGUCUCUGUGUUUUGAAGAGCGCAUGUGUGGUCAGGUUGGAUUUGUGGCCAGGGCCUGUCACACAAAUUCCUUUUCAUUCACUUGGAGCAGAAAGAAAGCGAGUUGGGCAAAAAAGGGGGUGAACGUAGGACUGAAAGAGUGAGUCAGAGGGAGGAAGAGGGGGAGAGGACGGAGAGAAAAAAAUGCAGGAGACAUUUGUAGUUGAGUGGACGAGCACGGACAGUCCCUGGCGCACAGCUUUCUGAGUGUCAUGUAAACCAGCCCUUCGCUUUCCUCUUUUUGUUCCAUUCACUGCCCGCCCCACCCUGUGGCCCAAAGGGGGGCUGCUCCCUCUAUAAAACCCCUGCUUGUGCACCGGGUGAGCCUAUUCCCCCAGCAUGGAGAGCCAGAGGGUCCAGUCCUCAUACAGGAAACGUUUUGGGCCACAGGGCGGCUCGGGCGCCAGAAUCGGUAGCCUGUCUUCCAACCGCCUCUCCUGGCAUGGCACCCCGCGGUCCAUCACCCUCUCCAGCCCCAUUUCCAGGCUCUCCCUGGGCUCUGCCAGCACGGCCCUGCUGCUGGGGAGCCCCGGCGACCGGCUGGACUUCUCCGCCGACUCCCUGAUGAAGGCCCACUACAAAGAAAUACGCACCAACGAGAAGAUGGAGAUGAUGGGCCUGAACGACCGCUUUGCCAGCUACAUAGAGAAGGUGCGCUUGCUGGAGCAGCAGAACAAGAUGCUGGUGGCGGAGCUGAACCAGCUGAAGGUGAAGGAGCCCAGCCGCCUGGGAGAUAUCUACCAGGAUGAGCUCAGGGAGCUUCGGCGGCAGGUGGACGGGCUCACCAACGGGAAGGCCCGGCUGGAGGUGGAGAGGGACAACCUGGCUGCCGAUCUGGCCAUGCUGAAGCAAAGACUUCAAGAUGAGAUGACUCUGCGUCAGGAAGCAGAAAACAGUUUGAACACUUUCAGACAGGAUGUGGACGAAGCGGCUCUCAGCCGAGUCCAGCUGGAGAGGAAGAUCGAAUCUCUGCAGGACGAGAUCAACUUCCUGAAGAAAAUCCACGAGGAGGAGCUGCGUGAGCUGCAGGACCAGCUUGUGGCCCAGCAGGUCCAUGUCGACCUGGACGUGUCCAAACCGGAUUUGACUGCGGCUCUGAGGGACAUCAGAGUUCAGUACGAGAACAUGGCCACGUCCAACAUGCACGAAACCGAGGAGUGGUACCGAUCCAAGUUUGCUGACCUGACAGACGCGGCCAAUCGAAAUGCGGAGGCCCUGCGCCAAGCGAAGCAGGACGCCAACGAAUAUCGGCGUCAGGUUCAGGCUCUGACCUGCGACUUGGACGCUCUCAGAGGCACCAACGAGUCUCUGGAGCGCCAGCUGCGGGAGCUGGAGGACCGCUGCGCCAUGGAGGCUGCCGGGUACCAGGACACGGUGAGCCGCCUGGAGGAGGAGAUCCAGGCCCUGAAGGAGGAGAUGGCCCGGCAUCUGCAGGAGUACCAGGACCUCCUCAAUGUCAAACUGGCUCUGGACAUCGAGAUCGCCACCUACAGGAAACUGCUGGAAGGAGAAGAGAGCAGGAUCACCAUCCCAGUUCAGAGCUUUUCCAACCUGCAGUUUAGAGAAACUAAUUUGGACACUAAAACUCCAGAGGCUCAUGUGAAGCGAAGCAUCCUGGUCCGAACUGUGGAGACCAGAGACGGGGAGAUCAUUAAGGAGUCAACCACUGAACACAAAGACCUUCCUUGAAUUGCAAAGAAUUUCUCAAUUAUGUCGAUGAACACAUUCUGAUCUUUCUGAAUGAAAUAUUCUUUUAUUUUCAGUUUAAACCUCAAAGCUGCCUCCAUUAUGAAGUGCUUUCUAAUCAGUUUAGCACGCUUACAAUUACUUUCAGACUAAAAUGUCCAUUUUUAAGUCGAUCCAGUCGUGUAACCGAUUCUACUAAGAUGUAAAACUUUAUUGUAGCUGAAAAAUGAGAUUUUAUUUGCAUUGAUUCCAGUAAUCUGUCAUAGAAGAGGUCUUGAAAUGUAGAUUGUGUUGAUCUAAUUUGUAGCGUUGUGGAGGUUGACGUGUGGCUUCGUGUAUGUGAAACGUGUUGGGCAGGAGGGAGCGCUUGGUUCGUAAACACUGAAACUGGAUUUUAGGUGAGAAACGAGAGACGAGUUUAUGUCACAGCAUCUUUUGACAGAACGACAGCUGAAUCCCAGCCGUUUGCUCUUACAUUUGCCUGGUGCUAUUUUUUUAUUUCCUUCAGGAGUUUCAUGUUUAAAGUCCUGGAUAUCUGUAUGUUGUUCUGUUAGACAUCUAACAAGCUGAGGUUUAAGCAGAUAAAUUUGAGUUUUUCUCUAAUAAUUUGUGGCUCAGGCAAAGUUAUGCAUCUUGGAUUGAUAAUUGAGUUUCUUCACUUUUUUCUAAUUAAGUUUGGAAUGUCUCAAGCAGGGUGACUCCUAACAGUAUUUCUGUGUGAAUAAAAAGAUCAUUGUCCUUUUAAUUAGUCAGAAGAGUUAGAACAGAACAAGAUUAUUUCCACUGGGGAGGGGAGCAAAGCAAUUCUGACUUUUUCCCCCUCAGAAUCAGAUUUGUUUAAAUUGUUUUUGCAACAUCAGGAAAAUCUAGUCUUUACAUUUCUUAGAAAUCUACCAAGUAAUUUUGGUGCAGGUUUUCAGUGCAUAUAAAGUGCAGAUUUACAAAUUCUAUAACAAGGAAGAAAUGGAUAUGAAAUUAAUUUCAUACGCUAACAUCAUAAUUAACCUACACCUAAGAAUGUUUGGGUUUUUUAUUUGGAUUUUGACAUGAUAGACGGAAUUAAAAUUCUAACAAAAACAAUUCUGAGAUUAAAGUCAAAAUUCUGAGAAAAAAAAUCUGGGGAAAGAAAUUUCAAACUUCUGAAUUUCAGAAUUCUGAAUUUAAAAAGUUGGAAUCUUGAAAUUAAAGUAAAAAUUUUGAGGGACAAUAGUAAGAACAAGUCAGAAUUCUAAUAAAAAGGUCAGAAUUGGGAGAGAAAAAUUAUGAGGAAAAGAAUUCUCAGAAUUCUAAU
Messenger RNA from Gambusia affinis (western mosquitofish), 3282 nucleotides. It is a transcript of the gene gfap, whose product is annotated as glial fibrillary acidic protein. NCBI's taxonomy places the organism in Eukaryota, Metazoa, Chordata, Actinopteri, Cyprinodontiformes, Poeciliidae. Gene Ontology annotation, molecular function: structural constituent of cytoskeleton. Gene Ontology annotation, cellular component: cytoplasm; intermediate filament; cell projection. The record is from RefSeq and is a predicted model, not a curated record. Gene Ontology annotation, biological process: regulation of chaperone-mediated autophagy; intermediate filament organization. The transcript has 9 exons. The coding region runs from base 645 to 1994 and encodes 449 amino acids.